Messenger RNA from Lottia gigantea (owl limpet), 813 nucleotides. RefSeq lists its product as hypothetical. The transcript has 5 exons. The record is from RefSeq and is a predicted model, not a curated record. NCBI's taxonomy places the organism in Eukaryota, Metazoa, Mollusca, Gastropoda, Lottiidae. Bases 1 to 813 code for a protein of 270 amino acids.
AUGAUGAAGACGCUACUAUCGGUCCCCCUUUACUUGUUACUCUUGGAUGGUGUAUCGAGUACAUCUGUACUUUUGACAGCAACUGCAACGCCGCAGUAUUUCACGUCGCCAAAUUAUCCUUCGAACUACCCCAGCAAUGUGGAUGACACCAUCCGAAUUAUAAGUUCCCGCCCAGACUGGAAAGUGGCAAUCGAGUUCACUGAUUUCCGGCUUGAGAGCAGUUCUUCCUGCACGUAUGACAAAUUGAAGAUUUACGAUGGUGAACCCAUUUAUUCUUCACUGGAGGGAACUCAUUGCGGCUACAAUGAACCGGAUCACUUGUUCUCGUCUAGCAAUAAGGCGUCAAUGGUGUUUAAAACUGAUAGUUCCGGCCAAUACAAAGGAUUUCGAUUCAAAUAUUUUGCAUCCGAAGACUACCCAUUUGAAGAUGAUUCAGUUUUACGUUCCACUCUUAUCCUAUAUAUUUGCCUCGGAGUCUUCAUUCCCAUUGGUGCCAUUCUCUUCUUGAUCUUCAUCGUCUUCCUCUGCUACCACGCUGGGAAGAGCAAGAGGACACGGGUAGCUGAUAUGAGAAUUGGACAACAAAACAUGAGAGCUCAAAUGAUCAACGCUCAUCACGUCCAAGGUGGUCAUCAUGUCAUACCGGUUCACACCAUCAGCGGUCCGAGUGCACCAAUGCAACAACAACCACCAAUGUACGCCCCACCUCCUUACGACACUAUGGAUUAUUCCACCAGUGGAGUUCCUCCACCUUUCAACUACCUCGACCCCGAUUCCAGCCACGACAAAAACCAGCGACUGUUUUCUUUUUAA